UGUAACCCAUGUGCCAUCUUUGGGACAAGCAUGAUAUCAAGGAAGCAGCAGCAUAUAAUCAUCCCAGCAAUGUGAAAUUUGGAGGGGUUAUUUACAAUUUAUACUAUGUUGGUGAAUCCUUCAAAAUGUUUAUAACAUAUUCAUAUACAUUUAUAGUCAGGUUAAGGUGUCACCAUACUUCAUUUUUUCAUAACAGGAUUAUUUUUAUUCCUAUACUGCUCUUUCUACCAUAGUGUGGUGGAAUAUAAUUUAGAUUCCCAGGAGGGAAGGGCUGCACUCUAGAGGAGCAAGAGAGAGCACAGCUUAGUUAGUUUGGUUGGGAUGAAAAGGUCAAGAAAGCUUCUCCUUAGAAGUUCUCAGUGUAUAUCUUUAAUGAUGCAAGUAGUCUGCUUUAGUCGGGCAAGAUUCUAUCGUCAGUGAGGAACAAUAAAGGAAACUGCUUAGAAGUUUCUCUGCGUGUUUUUUGGAGUCUAAUACAUAGGGAAUUCAAAGCAAUAUGUUUCUGAAACAAUGUCGAGUAUUAUAUUUGUUGCAAGGUAUUUAUUAGAGCAACAGUCAUUUAUGCUAGAACACCAAGACUCCAAUAACUACUUGAGGCUACUGAAAUGACACUGGUUCUGUGUUUAAUAUUUUAUAUUAAGUGCUUUGUGAAAUGAGAUCUUAUGCUGAAGAUCAUUAUUAGGUUGCUUAGCUAGAGGAAACAAUCAAAACCUGUUAUCACUGUAUGAGGUAGCAUAAUGGGUGAUUUAUUGUUCCUGUAGAAAAUGUAGAUUAUUGUUGCAUAAGUGCUGACACGUCAUUUGGCUUUACUACAGCACUAGAGACUGCACUGCACUGAAAGCAUUUGUCUUUUUACAUUACUUUAUAUGAGCUGUGGGAAAGUUGUCAUUUGGACCUAUUUAACUUUGGAUCUACUGCUUAUACUGAAAAAUGAACAUUUUUCAUAAACUUCAAGUUUGAUGUUUACUGAAGAAGAAUAUCGGCAUGAAAGAAUGGGUCUGGCAAGUUGUGACUGCACAAAUGUUGAGGUUUUCAUUUUGUUUUGAACUUGUACAGCAACAGAUACCAGUUGGUAUAUUUUAUAUACCUUAACCACAAGACUGAAUACUGUUUCUCGUAUCUGUUUGGGAAUCAUGGAAAUUCAGAAAGAGGAGCUUGUUCUUGAAAAGUUUUUUUCCUGCUUGCUUUUCCACCUUAACAGGUCAGAGGGAGAUAUGACAUUUUAGGGCUAAAUUGCAGAAAGAGUAAUUCCUCAAGGAAACUGGUAACAGAGAUCUUUUCCCAGUGCAACAAGUGGUCAUGUUUUAGAAGGUGAUUGUCAAGCUAUGUCUACCAACUUAAAAUACCUUUCUUUGAGCAUAUUAGUCUUUCAGACAACUAGUUUGGUGUUGACUAUGCGCUAUUCUAGGACACUGAAAGAAGAAGGACCUCGCUAUUUGUCUUCAACUGCAGUAGUCAUUGCUGAACUUUUGAAAAUUACGGCUUGCAUUUUGUUGGUUUACAAAGACAGCAAGUGCAGCUUGCGAACUCUGAACAGAGUGUUACAUGACGAAAUUCUUAACAAACCAAUGGAAACACUUAAACUUGCUAUUCCUUCUGGGAUUUACACUCUACAGAAUAACCUGCUCUAUGUUGCUUUAUCAAAUCUAGAUGCAGCCACUUACCAGGUCACAUAUCAGCUGAAAAUCCUCACAACUGCAUUAUUUUCUGUGUCGAUGCUCAGUAAGAAAUUAGGUGUAUAUCAAUGGCUUUCAUUAGUGAUUCUGAUGGCUGGUGUUGCAUUUGUACAGUGGCCAUCAGAUUUGCAGACAACAACAACUAAAGAACUUUCAGCAGGAUCACAGCUUGUGGGCUUGGUAGCAGUACUUAUAGCCUGCUUUUCUAGUGGAUUUGCUGGAGUGUACUUUGAAAAAAUUUUGAAAGAAACAAAACAAUCAGUAUGGAUUAGAAAUAUUCAGCUUGGAUUUUUUGGUAGUAUAUUUGGAUUGAUGGGCGUAUACAUUUAUGAUGGAGAACUUGUAUCAAAGAAUGGAUUUUUUCAAGGUUAUAACAAGCUUACUUGGAUAGUUGUAGUUCUUCAGGCACUUGGUGGCCUUGUUAUAGCAGCUGUUAUAAAAUAUGCAGACAAUAUUUUAAAAGGAUUUGCAACAUCGUUAUCGAUUAUAUUAUCAACAUUAAUAUCAUACUUCUGGCUUCAAGAUUUUGUCCCCACAAGUGUGUUUUUUCUUGGAGCUGUUCUGGUAAUAGUUGCUACUUUUUUAUAUGGUUAUGAUCCAAAGCCAACAGGAAAUCCUACUAAAGCAUAACAGACUUUUCCAUGUCACAGUAUUUUGCCAAUAUUGUGGAAAAAGGACUUCUAAAUACUGUUGGAGGAUUAUCAGGCACUGAAAGAGUUUGUACUGUAUCAGAAGAAUGAUGUUUAAUAAUUAAAUUUGUAAAACAACUUCUGUAAAAGAAGGGAAGUCCAGAGCAAAACUUGAAUGUCUUGCUUCUAGAAUCUGGAACUAGAAGUGCUUCCAAUUUGAACUUUGAGGUUAAAUCCAAAUGAUGUACUAUUUUCACAGCUGCAGGAAUGUCCUAUACAUUCUUCUUGCAAGAACACCUGGCAACAUCUGUUAAAUCAUACCUCUUUUGCAAGUUAUUUCAUCUUUUCUAAUUUUAUAUGAAUGCAGAUCUGUAUAUACACACACACAUACACACAACAAAUUAGAAAUCAAAGAGGUGUAAAAUUUUAUCCUACAGUAGUUUUUUCCAUACCGAUGUCCUCUGGGUGUGUUGGAGUUUGGAUUUUAUAACCUACCAAACAAUAAAUUCACCAAGCUGGCUGGAAAUUUAUGGAAUCAAAGUAUAAUAUAUCUUGAGGAAAAUUUGUUUGGGGCAGAAGGUUUGAUGAUGAUGUUUCUGGUAAGUAUUCUUGUUCAAAACCAAUGAAGUAUCACUGAAUCAUUGUUUGUAGAUUUAUAAUAUUUUAUAUAGAAAAUAAUUAAUUCACUGAAAUUGAUGUUGUAAAAUGUACUGAUGUAAAUGUCUCGUUAUAAUUGUUGGUGAAGUCGCCAAGAGGAGGAAUUUGAUAUUUUCAUUUGGAAGCUUUGUGUGUAUGAAUGCCACAAAUUAUAUUGUUGCACCAUGCUCAGUUGUUAAAAUGAGACCCCUCACCAAUUAGAAGCAGCAUAGCUACAGUAUCUGGUACUUGUUCUACAUUAGAUGAAUGUCAUUGUACAUUGCCAUAACUGAUAGAGUAUGUGUUUUUUUGUUCAGAGAACAAUUUCUUUACUUGAUAAGAACAUUCUUACAAUUUAUGGACCAUUCAUUUCAUUGCUUAAUAUCUUAAUCUGAAAAUAUUUUUAAACUGUAUUUUUAAAAGUAGUCAUAUAACUCUAUAAAAAGUAUUAAGAGUUCCUUUUGGAGCCACAGUAGUAUACUGUAUUAAUGUGUAUAUUGUGUACUAUAAUAUAGAGCUUUAAAAGAAAAUCUGGAAAACUUAUUUAACUCAAGUGGCUCUGUCCAGUCUUGAAAUUCCAUUGUUAGAAUACAUGCUAAUUGUAUUUACCAUUAAAUGAAGAAUGUUAAUGUGCAAUAAAUAUUAGGCAUGAAUUGUUCAGGUGUGUAAGCAGAAAUGGCCAUAAAGCCCAGUGGGACUCUCUCUACUCUUCAUUGAAUAUAAAACUUGAAAUAACUUCUAAGCUUCGGUCCAGGUAAUUGCUUUUGAUGCGGAAGAGCUUCACUGGCAGUGGGGCAAUUCUUUACAGGGCUGUAGCCACACCCGUAGAGAUGAUAUCCAGACUAUUCUGGAAUGUUGAAAUAUUUAUAUUCCAAGAACAUAAGAUAGCGAUAGGUUCUGUGAAAGCGGUUUGUAUACAUUUGCUUGAAUAAUGGUAGUACAUCAUUGAAAUCCUCAUGGAAAUUGCUGCUGAGAAAUUAUGAUUGUAAUCAUGGAAGUCAUACUGGCACUUUUGUCAUCCUCCAUGCAGAUGUCUGGAACAGCUGAGCUGCCUUGAGGUGGAACUCUUUUAUUUUUAACACAUUGUAGACCAGUCUGUCCUAAAUGCUUACAAAGUAUAUCACAAUAAAAUAACAUCUACCCUGCAUCUCCCUCUGACCCAUACGCAUCUAUGGUUCUUCUGAAACUUAAAACUCAUAGAAAAUAUAAUUGCGUAAUUAGACUAGGAAUUUUAUUUUUUUCCGGAACUUAGUUACACUAGAGGGG
Crotalus tigris (Tiger rattlesnake) is the source of this 4207-nucleotide messenger RNA. It is a transcript of the gene SLC35A3, whose product is annotated as solute carrier family 35 member A3. Gene Ontology annotation, cellular component: Golgi membrane. The record is from RefSeq and is a predicted model, not a curated record. Bases 1326 to 2306 code for a protein of 326 amino acids. Gene Ontology annotation, biological process: pyrimidine nucleotide-sugar transmembrane transport. Gene Ontology annotation, molecular function: UDP-galactose transmembrane transporter activity. NCBI's taxonomy places the organism in Eukaryota, Metazoa, Chordata, Lepidosauria, Squamata, Viperidae. The transcript has 10 exons.